This is a messenger RNA of Amblyraja radiata (thorny skate), 804 nucleotides long. Its product is annotated as histone H2A.V. The coding region runs from base 125 to 511 and encodes 128 amino acids. The transcript is spliced from 5 exons. Gene Ontology annotation, molecular function: structural constituent of chromatin; DNA binding; protein heterodimerization activity. The record is from RefSeq and is a predicted model, not a curated record. Gene Ontology annotation, cellular component: nucleosome. Lineage: Eukaryota; Metazoa; Chordata; Chondrichthyes; Rajiformes; Rajidae.
AGCAAGCGCGGCGGCGAUUGGCGGGACGUGGGCGCGCGCGGCGGCGGGGUGACGGUUAUUGUUUGAGCGGAGAGUGGGCGCGAGGCGGCGGCGGGAGAGAGAGCGAGAGCGGACAGCAGCGGACAUGGCUGGCGGGAAAGCUGGGAAGGAUUCGGGAAAGGCUAAAGCUAAAGCAGUUUCCCGCUCUCAAAGAGCAGGAUUACAGUUUCCUGUAGGUCGUAUUCAUAGGCAUUUGAAGACUCGUACUACCAGCCAUGGACGAGUGGGUGCUACAGCUGCCGUGUACAGUGCAGCAAUCUUGGAGUAUCUCACUGCUGAGGUGUUGGAGUUGGCAGGAAAUGCAUCGAAGGAUCUGAAAGUAAAGCGCAUUACGCCACGUCACUUGCAGUUGGCCAUCCGAGGUGAUGAAGAGCUGGAUUCACUGAUCAAGGCAACCAUUGCUGGUGGUGGUGUGAUCCCUCACAUUCACAAGUCUCUGAUUGGAAAGAAGGGCCAGCAGAAAACUGCAUAAAGCUCAGUUUUGAACCUACCCUCUUCCUCCCUGCUGUCGUACUGUAAUUUGGACAGAAGAAACCUGGGGAUACUUGGCAUAUUUUUUUUAAAAGAGUAGUUAAAAUGAAAUGGGAGAGUUUUAGCAGAUAAAUUUAGUGUUCAAUAUAAUCUGAAAGAUCUGUUUGUAUGUCCUACAGUUUAGAUUUGAAGCUGUAUGAAAAUAUAACUAGAAAAUACAGCUGUUUGUCAACAACUAGGUUACAUAAGUGUGUUUUAUACAAUAAAACAAUUCAUAAAACCAUUUUAUAAAAA